GGAGGUCUUGCGUCAAGUUUGGGUGUGCCCCGUCACGUCAGAGGCUAUCCUCAGCCGCAGGAUGGUCGAGGGUGCAGCGAGGUAGCUGUUAGCUGAUGGUCUUUCACCUUUGCUGCCUCCCCGGUGAGGAUGCCGGUGAACGUCCAGCCCUCAUUGAGACCCAAAGCGCAGUGGAGACGGACGCUGUGGCCAUCCCGGACCAGGCAUGGAGCCCGGAUGGAUGUGGAGGCAGUCCAGCAGGUGUGCGGGACUCGGAGCCAGAGCCGGGAAGCUUCUUCACCGUGGGGGUGGAUACCGACCGGAGGCGGUUGCCAUUGGGCCUGGCGUUCGACUUCAUGGACAUCAAUGUCUGCUUGGUGGCCAAAGUUGCCUCUCCUUCUCUGAUCCAUUCAUGGAAUCAGAAAUGCGCUCCCCAUGAAGUGGUGAGACCACGGGACCGCCUGGUGAAGGUUAAUGGCCGCUGUGCCGAGGAUGCUGAGAGGCUGGCCAAAGAGCUGGCUGAGGGACUGGGGCACCAGGCGCACGCGUUGUUGGAGUUUCAGCAUCCAGUCGUUUCGACGGUAAAGAUUGUGAAGAAUGGUCAAGCCCUUGGUCUCAGCCUUCACUACGCCUUGUCAGAGAACAAGAUAGGGGGCCUUUGUGUCAAGAGCGUGAACGAAGGAUUGGUGCAGGCCCAAGGACUCGGCAUCACAGCCGGGCAGCGAGUGAUUUCCAUGGACGGCGAAGAAAUGUCGGUGGAGCAGAUGUUGCAGAAGCUGAGGGAAGCCAAGGAAUUUGCUCUCACCGUGCUCUCGUGGGAGGACACCCGCUCUUCCCACCAAGAAUGAGGAUGGCUGAGUGAAAAUCGGUCACUUGCAGAUUUGCCGCGAUCCAUACAAUCAACUUGCCCUUUGAGGACAACAAGGGAAAGCGGAUAGACGG
Messenger RNA from Durusdinium trenchii, 921 nucleotides. The record is from the annotation of a GenBank genome assembly. Lineage: Eukaryota; Dinophyceae; Suessiales; Symbiodiniaceae.